This is a messenger RNA of Pelagomonas calceolata, 1055 nucleotides long. The record is from the annotation of a GenBank genome assembly. Lineage: Eukaryota; Pelagophyceae; Pelagomonadales; Pelagomonadaceae.
AGCAGCAGCCUGGCAGCAGCGAGCCCUUUACAGCGUGCCGCGCUUCGCCGACGUUCAGCGCUGGUGACACUGCGUGCAUGUAUAACCGGUAGCCUCACUGAGCUGUCCGCUGGCAAAGGUGAGCGGUGCGCGCUGGCAAGCCUGCGCAGCAGUGCUCACACCAGACAGGAGUGCCCGCCGUCGCCGCGGCAGCUCACACUCACACCAGCUCGGCACAUGCGCCGCAGCAGCUAGCGCAAAAAAAAUAAAUGGCGCAGGACGGCGCCUUCGACGAGGACUGGUUCGAGCUCUUCGGCGCGCGCGGCGACGGCCGCGGGCUGGACGAGCCGCGCCGGCUCGCCGUGCAGCUGGGCACGGCGCGGUCGCGCCACGUCGACGGGUCCUGCGACGUCGCCCAGGGCCUCACGCGCGUGUCGGCGCACGCCCAGGGCCCGCGCGAGCACGAGCGGCGGAGCGACGAGAAACAUGAUAGAUGCGUGCUCGAGGUCGCGGCGACCUACGCGCCCUUCGCGAGCGUCGGGGCGCGCACGGGGGCGCGGCGGCAGGACGGGCGGGACCUGGAGAACGCCGUGCGAAACGCGCUGGCGCCGGCGCUCAUGGCGGAGCGCUACCCGCGGGCACUCAUCAAAAUCCACGUGCUGGUGACGUGCGACGACGGCGGCGCCACGUCGGCGGCGAUCAACGCCGCCGGCCUGGCCCUGGUGGACGCGGGCAUUUUUCUGCGGGGCGUCGUCGCGGCGGCGCGCGUCGGCGCGCCCGUGGCCGCGACGACGCUCGUCGACCCGAACCGUGCGGAAGCUAGGCACGGCGUCGCCCUCGAUUUGGCUUGUCUACCGUGCUUCGGCGAGGUGCUGUGGACGGACCUCACGGGCGAGCGCCCGCUGCAGCCGGACGCCUACGAUUCUUUGAUAGCGCGGGCGCUGGACGCCGCGGCGAAGGUCGGCGAGCAGCUCGCCACCGCCGCGCGGGACCACGUCGCCCGCCUGGACGCGGUCCGGGAAGCGUCGCUCGAGGCCGCGGUCGCUCGCUAGUGUGAAGUAAGUACAAGGAAUUAA